AUGGAGGAGGGUUCAGUUAGCUACGGCACGCCCACAACCGGCGCAUCCCCUGGCGCCAACCCCAUCCUCGCGCAACCUCCUCUUCCCGAUGCUGGCGACCAGAGCGAAGAUAUUCAAAUGAGCGAGAGCCCCGCGAUCAAGCAGGACAGCACGACUCCUGCUCCCGGCGCGGAGAAUGCCGCCGAGCGCGCGCAGGCUGCCCGUGAGGACACCGAAAUGGGCGACGCGCCCAAGAAUGAGGCGGGCCAUGCCGAUGCUACCGGGCAGAAUGAGGGUAAUGGCGAGACGAAAACAAAAGAUUUCAUCGAGAAUGCUGCCAGAGAACACCUCAUCGCCCAGACGCAUGCCAUUAUCCUUCCUAGUUACAGCACUUGGUUCGACAUGAACACCAUCCACGACAUUGAGCGCAAAGCCCUGCCCGAGUUCUUCAAUAACCGAAACCGUAGCAAGACCCCCGCGGUAUACAAGGAUUACCGCGACUUCAUGAUCAAUGCCUACCGUCUUAACCCAACCGAGUACCUGACUGUUACUGCAUGCCGUCGCAACCUGGCCGGUGAUGUCUGCGCUAUCAUGCGUGUCCAUGCAUUCCUCGAGCAAUGGGGCCUCAUCAAUUACCAGGUCGAUGCUGAUCAACGGCCGUCGCAUGUUGGUCCUCCAUUCACGGGCCACUUCAAGAUUAUUGUUGAUACUCCACGCGGUCUCCAGCCAUGGCAGCCUGCCGCGGACCCUGUCAUCACCGAGGGCAAGCCCAACAAGGACACGGAAGCCAAGGCCAGUGCCACGCCGGCGCCCAAGACCGAGCUCAAUCUAGAGGUUGGCCGUAACAUCUACGAGGCUAAUGCCAAGCAUAACAAGAUCAACAAGUCGGACAAGCCCAACGGCGAAGCAUCGGCGGCAGCUACUAAUGGUGUGACUGGUGCCGACGAGCUCCCCAAGGCGCCCAUCAUGAAGGUCAACUGCUACAACUGCGGGACUGACUGUACGCGCAUCUAUUACCACAGCCCGCAGUCCGACCCCAACUCUAAGGUCAAGUACGACCUCUGCUCGACAUGCUACCUGGAGGGUCGUUUCCCCGGCAACCAGACCAGCGCUCACUACACGCGUAUGGAGAACCCGACAUACUCGUCAACUCUUGAUAGGGACGCGCCCUGGAGUGACGCCGAGAUCCUCCGUCUGCUCGAGGCUCUGGAGCGCUAUGACGAGGACUGGAACCAGAUAGCCGAGUACGUGGGAACACGGACACGCGAGGAGUGUGUGCUGCAGUUCCUCCAGCUGGACAUUGAGGACAAGUACCUCGAGUCCGAGCGACUGGACGCGCCAAUUGGCUUGCAGAUGCUGGGCAGCCACGGCGGCCAACUUCCCUUCAGCCAGAGCGACAACCCUGUCAUGUCGGUGGUGAGCUUCUUGGCCAGCCUGGCCGAUCCUGCUAGUACGGCUGCGGCCGCCAACAAGUCGGCCGAGAUCCUGAAGCAGAACCUGCGGAACAAGCUUGAGGGCGGAUCCAAGACCGCUGAGACUGCCAAUGGCAAGGGCAAGGAAAAGGAGGGGACUGUCAGCAGCGGCGACUCAAUGGACGUUGACAACAAGGAGACCGGCAGCGGCAACGGCAGCAGCGAGAAGCUGACUCCAUCGCAGCUGGCUAACAUCCCGCUCGCGGCUAUGGGUGCGCGGGCGAGCGCGUUGGCGUCACACGAGGAGCGUGAGAUGACUCGCCUGGUCUCUGCGGCGGUCAACGUGAUGCUCGAGAAGCUGGAGCUCAAGCUCAAGUACUUCAACGAGAUGGAGGCGAUGCUGCAAGCCGAGCGGCGUGAACUCGAACGCGCCCGCCAACAGCUCUUCCUCGACCGGCUGACUUUCAAGCGCCGCGUGCGCGAGGUGCAGGAGGUCCUCCGCCAGGCGGCCGCCACGGGUGGCGAACAGGGCUUCCGCAUGGCUCAGGAGGUGUUGGCUGGCGCGGCGGCUCCCGGUGCCGGCAAUGGCAUGACCUUCCAGCCCGCGCCGGCGGCCAGCGCAGUCCAGCCGCUGAGUGCGGAGGGGCCGGUUAAGAGCUAUGAGGCUUGA
Messenger RNA from Thermochaetoides thermophila DSM 1495, 2061 nucleotides. RefSeq lists its product as uncharacterized. Gene Ontology annotation, molecular function: DNA binding; histone binding. Lineage: Eukaryota; Fungi; Ascomycota; Sordariomycetes; Sordariales; Chaetomiaceae. The record is from RefSeq and is a predicted model, not a curated record. Gene Ontology annotation, biological process: positive regulation of DNA-templated transcription. Gene Ontology annotation, cellular component: SWI/SNF complex. Bases 1 to 2061 code for a protein of 686 amino acids. The transcript has 3 exons.